Messenger RNA from Caenorhabditis briggsae, 885 nucleotides. The coding region runs from base 1 to 885 and encodes 294 amino acids. The record is from RefSeq and is a predicted model, not a curated record. Lineage: Eukaryota; Metazoa; Nematoda; Chromadorea; Rhabditida; Rhabditidae. The transcript has 9 exons.
AUGUCAGCGGUCGAUGAAGAAAAAACGUUCGUUAUGAAGCACGUUUUCAAGAAUGUGUCGAGUUAUGAGAGAAAGUGUAUAGACGAAGCGAAAACCACUGCGGAAAUUCGUGAAUUGGCUCCAGAGAAUGCUGGUGAUCCUGAGCCAAAACUUCCAAAGCUCCUAAUAACCUGCAAAAUGAACGUCGAUUUCGACGAGAAUUCCAAUGACAGCUCUUUCGAGCCAUCCGCCGUUAAACGACAAAAAACCGAAGAUGACACGUUUCCAGAAGAUUCUGACGAUGAGGAGCGACGAGCCGAGAUGAGCGGCGCUAAAAAUUUUCCAAACGGGUUGUGGAGCCGUUUGAAGAACCCACGUGGCGAUGAGCCAACAAUCGAUAUCUGGGAGUUCAAAAUGGACGCCGACGCAGUCACAAUGACAUUCACAUGUGAUGGCGAAAAAUUUAAGAUAGACUACGAAAUCCGGCAAAACUUCUGGAUUCCACGUCACAACACCAUGUACGGACCGCUUAGGGCUCGACUGUUAUCACUGCCGAAAAAUGUGACAAUUGAUAAAUUAGUGAUUUAUAACUCUCCAGAAUGCGAAGUCGAAGACUGUCUUAUCGAGUUGAUGUUCAUGAAGUCGUGGUCCUGCAGAGAACUAGAAUACAUCAUUUGCCGAGACUUCCAGCAUCCUUAUCACCUUCGAAAACUCGUGAAGAUGUUCAAACCGUCCGAGAUUACGGUAGCCUUGAGAUACGGACCGUUUCAUGAUGGAGAUAAUCGAAGGAAUCCACGUGGCGGAUCUCAUAAUCACUUAUCAGCUAGCUAUGAUUUCACUUGUGAACUGGGAAAAGAUUUUCAGUGGGAUUGUGAUCAGGCGGUUAAAGGAGAAAAAUGUGAUUAA